This is a messenger RNA of Pezoporus flaviventris, 5573 nucleotides long. It is a transcript of the gene RCAN2, whose product is annotated as regulator of calcineurin 2. Gene Ontology annotation, biological process: calcium-mediated signaling. Gene Ontology annotation, cellular component: cytoplasm; nucleus. Lineage: Eukaryota; Metazoa; Chordata; Aves; Psittaciformes; Psittacidae. Gene Ontology annotation, molecular function: calcium-dependent protein serine/threonine phosphatase regulator activity; nucleic acid binding. The coding region runs from base 344 to 937 and encodes 197 amino acids. The record is from RefSeq and is a predicted model, not a curated record. The transcript has 4 exons.
UAGCACAUAAUCAUGUUCAAUUUGAUCCGCUGUGCUGCCUAGAGAUAAAAGGGUUGAAAAAAAUAGAUUUAGAUUAUGUCAGUCUUUGUGGUGAUGUCAUUGCCAUGAGAGAUGGAAUAGCGCUGUUACUAUGCUGUGCCUGCUCAGUUGGUGGGUGUACGGGGGAAAAGCAAGGAGCAACUCAGUUAAGUGCAAAGAGCUUGUGUCGGAAGCUUGCAGUUCUUGUCAGCAUUGAAACAGGAUCUUGGACUGUACAACUGCUAUACUGACGUGAAGAUUUGGUUUUUUUCUUCUAAUCAUUUGUAACUCCGAGGUUGCCUAACUCUGUGUACAACAGAGGGGGAUGCCAGCCCGUAGCAUGGACUGUGAUAUCUCCACUCUGGUUGCCUGUGGGGUUGAUGUGGAGGUUUUUGCCAACCAAGAGGUUAAGGAGAAAUUUGAAGGCUUGUUCCGUGCCUAUGAUGACUGCGUGACAUUCCAGCUCUUCAAAAGCUUCAGGCGUGUGCGGAUAAACUUUAGUAAUCCCAAAUCAGCAGCUCGUGCCAGAAUAGAGCUGCAUGAAACACAGUUCAGAGGGAAGAAGUUAAAGUUGUAUUUUGCACAGAUUCAGACCUCUGAGACAGAUGGAGACAAGCUUCAUUUGGCACCACCGCAGCCUGCAAAACAGUUUCUCAUCUCGCCUCCAGCCUCCCCACCUGUAGGGUGGCAACCAAUAGAUGAUGCAACACCUGUCAUCAACUACGACCUCCUUUAUGCAGUUUCUAAGCUAGGACCAGGAGAGAAGUAUGAGCUGCAUGCAGGAACAGAGUCCACUCCCAGUGUGGUAGUGCAUGUCUGCGACAGUGACAUGGAAGAAGACGAGGACCCAAAGAAUUCUCCAAAGCCAAAAAUCAUUCAAACUCGACGCCCUGGUCUGCCACCUCCUGUAUCUAACUGAGCCUCUCCAGCAGAAGCAGCACUUCUCUCCUCCAGCACAGCUCUUGGUUUUUGUUUGCUUUGUUUUGUUGAAAGGCAGCCAUCGCCUUUUGAGUUCCAGGACACUACUCAUUGAAACCCCUUCACAGUAAUCAAGCCUAUGUAAUCAAAGGGCUAGGAAAAAGAUCUUUGUAUAUGUAACCAUAUCACACACCAACGGACAGGUUUUUCUGGAAAGGACAAAACAAGGCUGAAGAGACAAGGGAGGGUUUUGGUCUGAGGAUUUUUUCACAGCUCUAAUUUGCAUGCUGAAACACCACUACCAGAGAGAUUGUUCAGGUUGGCAAUUAGGCUGAUACCGAGCUUUUGAUACUCAAACUCCCAGAAUACUUGCUACUGCCCUUCAUUGAGCAGCCAGCUUCUCUGACCCUCCCAGCUCCCCUGCAGACCUUAGUCUUUUCUUUUUCCUUGUAAUUCUUUUGUUAAGGGGGGGAUGUGUGUUGUUUUUAAUCUAUUAGCAGCUCGGUGGCCUUCUCACCCCCCUGGAGUUUUCUGUAAGGAAUACUACCUUUGCAGCAUUUUUGGGAGCAGCAGAGAAACACCCUCUCCCACCAGUAGAGCUCACUGGUCCUUAAUGGUGGCAGGGAUGUGAAAUAGAGCUCUCUGGGCUGAGGGGAGAGACAGCAGCUUGCUGGAGGGUCCAGUGUCCUUCUCUUAAAGAGGAGUGAGCCAAAAUAUCAACAGGAAUUGUUGUUCUGUCUUCCAUAAAGAUAUGAGUGGUACUUCUCCCUGAGAUUGAGGAAGAAAGAGAAGUUAACUGAUGGCUCUCUGUCAUAGCUGUAAGUUCUAGUAAUGAUACAGGCUUAAUGCUUUCCUAAUGGUGUGUUGAGUAGCCCUGAAACUGUUAAUAAUUACUUCCACAUCUCUGAUACUCAGAUCUCUUACUUCCCCACUUGUGUGCUUUAAAGCCCUUUUUGAGCUGUAUGCAGUUUGGGUUUGUGGAGGUGAGGAGAAGUUUGUUGGUGUUUGUUGAUUUCGGGUUUUGUUUUUUUUUUUUUUUUUUUUGGCCAAAGAAAACAGGACCAUAAUUACACACUUGAAAUUAGACUGCAUGCAACUGAAUCCCUUUUUUUCACUCCCUCCUGCAUGUUUCUUUCACUUGCAGUGUAUACUGGGUUACAAGAACUGUCCUGUGUUUUCAUCGUGGCUGGCAGAUACUGAAUUCCCUGUCUGACAGACCUUCCAUGAUGACUACUUUUAUUAUGCGCACUUGUCAUUUUGAGAACAUAUUUUCUAGACAUUUGAGCUCAGAUUUUGCAUAUAUUUAAGCAUGCGCUUAAUUUAUGCACAUGAGUAGUUCCACUGAAAUUAAUACUGCAGGAAAUUGAGCAUAUGUGUAAGAUACAGUGGGAUUUUAAAGCUAAUUUAACUGCAGCUGUACUCCCAAAAGUGACUAUAAUGGCACAGUGAGGUUCCACUGUUUAAAUGCAUCCUGGAAGCUCGCUCUAGGAUCUGAAAAGUCAGCUCACAUUCUGUAAUCAAGAUUUUUGUCCUAAAAACUAAUGAUCUGGUCUCUGAGGAAGGGUUCAAUUCCACCUUUAAUUAGCAAUGAGGCUAUGGGCUUCAGCACAGUGAAGCCCCCCUUGCUGGAGCAUCCAUCUGCUCCGCAGUACUCCCAGGAAGAAAAGCAGGUUCUUCUGUCAGUGAAGAGUGGAGAUGCCAUUCUCAGCAUGCAUGGUAAGAAUAUUCUAAGACCUUCCUGAGGAUUCACCAUCCUCAUACACUUCAUUCUCUGACCACCACAGCCCCUAAUAUUCCUGUUGAGAUGUAGUGCUUUCCUUAGCAUAUAUCUACAGUGCGAAACUUAUUACUGCAUUAUGGACCUUGUUGUGUGUGUGUUACACUAACAGAAGCACAUUCUUACAGCAGAGACUGAAAAAAAAAAUGAGGCUUCACUAUCUUCAUGAUAUGUGUAAACUUGUCUUAAAGUAACUCCUUAGAGGUUUCACUUAAGUUACUUUCUCAGAGGUGCAUUUGGAAUUGGUUUCAAUAAAUGAAUUGGCACUUGCUGCCCUGGGACUAUAACCUGGUGUUCCUCUUGAAAACACCAUCAGAGGCCACCUGCGAGAUUUUAGGAGUAACACCACUGUCCUUUUUGAGAACAUACACAAUGCUGAGGUCCAUGAGGUUUAGAACACUUAAAACAGGGACAGUAAAAUUUAAACACAUAAGAUUUUUUUGUUGAGAUUCGCUGUAUAGAAGAAAUUACUGGCCCCAUCCUCAAGUGAUGUAAGUGAUCAGAGAUCAUCUCCAAUCAAAGCUGGUACUCUGGAGUUUUUUACAUGCAAAAGCAUUGGAAGGCAAAUCUUAUCCUUGUAUCCAUGAACUCGAACUUCAAAGAGACUAGAUUCUGGAAUACAGACUCUGGCCUCAAAUGAUUCAAAACUAUACAGCAGAUUAAAGCAUUGGAUCUUAGAUGUGCUUUCCUCAAAGUGCAUUUUCAGACAGAUUUAAAAACAAGUCCCAUGUAAUGACUCCUCAUUGUCUUUGUAAAACUCCUCAGUACUGCCCAGGAAGGAGUGGAAUAUGGCUCGUUGGGUGAAGUGUACAAUAGAAACACAACUACAAACCUGAAAACUCAAAGAAGCCUGUUGUUGCUAUGGUCAAAGCUUAUAGAUCACAUUUUCAUGAUAAAAUAAUGGUCAGCACAGAAAAAUGUUUCAGGUAUUAUGGAAUAGCAUCCCUAUCAUAAAAGUAGCAGCUUUCGUGACACUUACCUCUUGAGGCAACCUGGUAUUUUGCUAGAGGCAUGUUCUUGCCAUCACAGAAGAAAGGCUUCUUUAAAAACACACUGACCAUCUGGAGGAGAGGCUGUCCUGUUUAAUUCAGUAAUGCACAGGCAGAGCCCCUGCUUACUUCAGUGGGCAUUUUCUUUCAUGUAGCACCUACGAGCUCAGUCCUUCUGACACACUCUUUUCACAGGAUGUCCACAGUGUUAGAAGAAUGGAAUCUCUGUUACAUUACAUCUGCCAUUGAACAGUGAUGUAGGAAGCAUCCUUCUAAUGUCAUUUCUGAAUCAGGAGCCUGUGAGAGCAGCUGGCAGCAGUGGCCUGGGGCCUGCUGUUGGGUGGACAUGGCUGCAGUUGCUUGGAAAUAAAGGCAGGGAAUCAGGGAGUACAGCUGCUAUUUCUGUUGCCUGCUGCCUGCUUGUCCUUUCUCACCUCUUCAGAUACAAGAUAAAAAUUUUAAUGACUUCCUAAGUACAGUUAAAAGCAUGAAAAUAUUUACAGUGCAUGGCAAAAGGGUAUCUUUGAAUCUGUGCUUUUGGAUUAGAAGAAAGAAUUUCUGUGGCCUUGAUUUUUGUAAUGAAGGCAAGGUAGUACAAACUCCCCCCUUCCUAACAUACCCAUACACCCUCAAGCACACUUUGUUUUCAGCAAGAAAACAUGGCAAGAGCAUUGCUUCCUCAACUGUAACAAGAUUACAGGCAUAAUUAUUGCAAGGUGCUUUAUAGUGUGAAUAUGUGCCCCAUGCAUAAAUUGUUUAACAUUUAAUUGAUCUGACAUCAGGUGGGGGUGGAUGGGUUUAUUCAUAUUUUGGUCUUUUCCCUGGUCCUUCCUAUUUAGUAACAGUAAAAAAGUUUUCUUCAAAAAGACUGUACAGAGUGACAGACUAAACCAUAUUGCAAGACCUGAUGACACUGACAUGUCUGAGCACUGAUGGUUUAUGUGAGCAUUUUCAUUCUAUUGUACAUACUUUUGAGAUAUUCUAUUUAGUCAUAUUUUAUAGGACUACUGCAAAGCUAUUGGCUAAUUAAUCACUUUUACACUUGUGUUAAGAGCUUAGUUUAAAUGAAUAAAUAUGGCAAACAAUAUUUUUGUGUUCUGCUUGCGUUGGCAUUUUGAAAAGCAUCAUUUAAAGGACUUAAAGUAUUAAUAACUGACUAGUGUGGUACAUACCACUGCUCUCCUAACUGGUAGAACUGAAAAUGCUUAAAUGUGUGAUCUAGGCCAAACUCUGUUUCAGUAGCAAUUAGGGGGGAAGCAGCCCUCUCGCUGGCAGGAUAUGCCAUGUUCUGUUUCUGUGCAGUUUCACAGAGUGAUGUGAGCUUGCACUGGUUUGCUGUGGAUUUGGCUUGGUGUAUGCAAAAAAAAAAAACAGAGCACAACCUCUGCUGGGCAAAAGCACACCCCUGGCAGCUGAUGUGGUUCUUACUGUGCUGUUAUAGUAACUGGUAAAUGCGGUGGGCACGAGUGCCUGAGUGAGGAACAUGGAUGGCAACCAGCUCCUAUCCAGGCUGGGGAAAAAGUUCUGUUAACAUUAAGUAUUACAAAAAUUGAAAGUAAUUGUUUGUAGUCUCUUGUGUCAAUUUGUACUGAACCUUGCAGUGGAUUGCAAACAAGGAGAUGAAUUUGCUGGUUAACUGUCUUGUGAAAUUCUUGUAUUUCAUCACUGGGAUAUGCAUUUUAGAAAAUGAUUGUUUUUGUCUGGGUGGCUGGCAUAAAAGACAUUGUUUCUCAGAGGAUGAUUGUUCAUGAUUCUGAAAGUUAGAUCUGCUUAUAAGUCUUGCUAGAAAUGUAAGCUCUGAGCUCCCUGCUUCCUUUUGAAGAGGCAGAUCUUAGCCUCUGUAUUUUGAUUAAAAAAAACAGUAGUUGUCU